This is a messenger RNA of Cladocopium goreaui, 3551 nucleotides long. Lineage: Eukaryota; Dinophyceae; Suessiales; Symbiodiniaceae. The record is from the annotation of a GenBank genome assembly.
AUGUGGCUUCGAAACAAGACGAAACAAGACGGCCAGGCUGUGCCAUGCUGUGCCAUGCUGAACCAGAACGCCUUUCUGUUGAUCCACGGCUGGACGGUGACGCCUCUGCUGCUGGAGACCCUUCCGUUGCUGUCGCAGCUCAGCAGCGACGCUCGCUGCACUGCGGCGCAGCUGGCAGAGGGCAGCGGGGCCAGGACGGGGCCGUUGCAGGUGGCGUUGAGGAGCUGGGGCGCCUUGGGAGUUUUGAAGCUGGAACCUGGUACCAUUGAGGCGGACGUUGCGUACGCACUGGACGCGGAGAGCAACUGGAAAGACCUGGCCGAUGUGUUACAGGAGAAGAUCCUGGAGAUCUACAGCAAAGCACAGCCACCCUUCAAAAUUCCUUCAGAGGCCUCUCAGCUUUGCUUAGACCUUUGGCGACGCCUCGCAGGGCGCAGCAGCCUGCUGCAAGGGGUGGCACUGGCGCCGCUGUUGACGUCCAUGACAUACAAUGCCAGGUGGAAUGAGGAAGGCUUGGACUUGGGUCGUGACAAGGCCUUCAGCACUUUUGAUUUCAGCAGCUUAGAUGUUUCUGCCUUAAAGACCAUGGGCGACAUCUUUCAAGCUCUGGGCAUUGGCCAAGUUGAUUCCAAUGGUCGGGUGGAGGUUUGGCCCCAAGGAUAUUUGGGCUUACAAAGGGUCUACUCCUACUACGUGCCCACCUCCUAUGCGCCGCUGCUGUCACACUUCCACCAUGUCUUGUUCGAUGACGCCUCCUGGGGCUUUAAUGGAGAUGUGGAGGAUGAAGAUGAUGAGAUUCACGUGCACCGAACACUGAACGUGGUGGGAAGCGGGGCGCAACAUAGCACGUUGUUCAAGGAUUUGCUACAGCACGUCCAUCAAGUUUUUGCCAACGACAAGUUCGACGAGCAGCCGCAGUUUGUGAUUGAUACGGGUUGUGGUGAUGGUCAUUUGCUUCAGUGCAUCUAUGAACACGUGAAGAACCACACCCCGCGCGGCAAGGUCUUAGAUUCCCAUCCCCUCACCAUGGUGGGUGUGGACUUCAACGAGAAGGCGCGCAUCGCCACGGCUUGUAACUUGGACGCCCAUGAGGUGCCCCACCGCGUGGUGAGCGGCGACAUUGGGAAGCCCAGUGCUCUCAUGGCCAUGCUGAAGAGGAAGAAGGUGAAUACCAAGAAGGCGUUGCACGUGCGAUCGUUUCUGGACCACGACCGGCCCUAUAUUCCGGCCAAGACGCCUAUCCCUUCAGAUUCCUCCCUGGCUGCCUUUGUUCGAAGUCAGCUGGCAGAUUUUGUGCACUUGGACAAGGAGGGGACGGCCAUCGGAGCCCUGGAGCUCUUCGCCUCCCUGGUGGAACACAUGGCCCGUUGGGCCGACGCCUUGGGGGACUCCUUUGGGCUCUGUAUGUUGGAGGUGAUGCAGUUGGAUCUUCCCAGCACCAGGCGAUUCAUGAACGACUGUGUGUCGUUCCAUUUUGACAUCGUGCAAAGUCUCUCCAGGCAAUACAUGGUUUCAGCCGUGUCUUUUGCAAUGAGCUGUGCAAUGGCUGGUCUUUUUCCAACCGAUUGCAGAUCAGUUCAAACCUAUCCCGAGACUGGAGGUUACUGUCGCAUGAUGAACCAACACCUGGUGCGCAAAGCCUUCCGCCUCCGCCUCGCAGAGCGGUCAGAUCUGCCAUCGCUGCUGGAGCUGGAAAAGAAGGCCUGGCAACAGCUGGCUGCGUCGGAGGAGGUGUUACGUCAGCGCCUGGAAACGUCCCGCGAGGGCAACUUUCUACUGGAGCUGGAUGGACAGGUGGCUGCGGUGCUGUACACCCAACGGAUUCGCAGUGUGGAGGAUGUCAAGUCGCAGAAAUUCAUGGCCGUCUCUGAGUCCCACGACCCUUUGGGCCGCAUCCUGCAGCUCAUCGCCCUCAGCAGCGACCCACAGGGCCCCUUGCAGGGCCUGGGUGCCGAACUCCGAUCUUUCGCAUUGCUCUUGGCCAAAGUGGACCCCAGUAUCGAUCUGGUCAUUGGCGUGACGCGAUGCUCGGAGUUUGAGGGACUUGACCUGGCCAAGUAUGUGGCUGACCAUCAAGCCGGUGGUCAAACAGACAAGACCUUGUCGUUUCACACGGGAUAUGGCGCGGAAAUUCUUCGCUUGGUCCCUGACUUCCGACCUGAAGACCUGCAAAAUCAGGGCACAGGGGUUCUGAUCCAGUACGACAUCAAGACCUGGACUCCACUUCUACCGGACAGCAACGGCAGCGCCGGCACCACGGGCACCACAAGCACCACGGAGCCGGCAGCUCCCGCGGCUCCCGCGGCCUCGAAAGGGGCACUGCAGGCGUUGCGGGAAGUGCUGGAGGAGAUGCAGCACCACUUGGAGGAGGAGAAGUUGGAGCUGGGAUUUUUCGUGUUGGGAUUGGACUCCCUGGAACUGACCCGCGUGCGCAACAGGAUGAGCGAAUGGGCUGGACGGCAACUGCCGGCCACGUUCCUCUUCGAUUUUCCCAGCGUGUCGGAGGCUGCUGCUGAGCUGGAAAAGAUGAAAGGGACAGUCAGGCAGCAUCGCAGUGCGCUGGAAGCCAUCAAAGAGAUCUUCCUUGACCUCAAAUGCCCUUUAUCGGAGGAGCAGUCGCUGCAAGGUUUUCUCCAGCUGGGUAUCGACUCCUUGGAACUGGUGCGGCUAAAGAACAGGCUGAGCAAAUGGCUGGGCCACGAUUUGCCCGCCACAUUUCUCCUGGACUUUCCCUCCGUAGCGGACCUGGCCGCCGAACUCGACCGCCGCAGGGCGGGGUCGGCGACCAACGGGGCAACCAACGGGGCAACCAACGGUGCAACCAACGGGGCAACCAACGGGGUGGCCAACGGGGUGACCAACGGGGGCUACCACGGCAAGGGAAAGGAGGAGGUGAAGUUGGUGGUGGAGAAAGAGUUGCUGAUUCAGGUGCAGCAGAAAUUGAAGGAGAAGUAUUCCUCAGCACAACAUCAGCGCAAGAUCAGUGGCAUCAUGGAAAAGUCAUCCGCAUCAAAGAGUUCCUACAUGAAAGCCUUGGAACCUCUGCGGAUGGAAGUGGAGGGUUCGGUGCUUUUCAGCCUUGGAAUCAUAGACGACUUACAGCCCAAGAGUGUGGAAACUGGCCGCAAAGAUGUAGAAAAGAGCCUAAAGAAAUUCCGAUCACUUCCAGAAGUCUCCGACUGCGAGCAGGAAGUUUUGAAGGUGCUACACCUGGAAGCGACAUGAAGUCACUUUUUCAUUUAUGCAUCAUCAGUUGAUGGAUGGCCCAAAGUUGAUGGCCAAAAAAGUCAACUGCUUGGUGAUUUUGGAACGUAAGAAAUCUUUCAUUUCUCGUUUUUGCAUCCUCAGAUUUGGGGUGAUUCACUUGAGAUUUUUUGAGGCCUUGUGGGCGAAAAAUGGCCCAAGAAAUGGGAUGGAGAUGAGUUUUGCCAUGUUUUGCCCAUCGGACGAGCCCAAAGAAACGGCUGAGCCACGACGCAAGGGCUUUUUUCCAAAGCUUCCAGCCGAGCGACGACCCAAGUGCGGUUGUAAAGAAGAUUCCAGCACCGGGU